Molecule: messenger RNA, 725 nt
Organism: Neltuma alba
Lineage: Eukaryota; Viridiplantae; Streptophyta; Magnoliopsida; Fabales; Fabaceae
Product: pollen-specific protein C13-like
Exons: 2
Coding region: 46-534 (162 amino acids)
Source: RefSeq, a predicted model, not a curated record
CCAUCAUCUCCUCCCCCCCUCUGCUAAACUUGUGGGCUUAUUGCUAUGGCUACCAGAGUUUCCUUCCUACUGCUUCUGUGUGCGCUACCGGCAUUGGUUGCCGCCAUCCGCCCGGAGAGGAACCCAUUCACGGUGCGGGGUCGCGUCUACUGUGACACUUGCCGUGCUGGUUUCGAGACCUCCGCCACCACUUACAUUGCUGGUGCUGAGGUAGUUGUGGAGUGCAAGGAGAGGAAUACAUUACAGGUUGUGUACAGGAAGAACGGAAGGACGGACUCAACAGGAACAUACAAAAUACUUGUAGACGAGGAUCAUGCAGAUCAGGUAUGUGAUGCCAAGGUUGUGAGCAGCCCUCAGAGUGACUGUAAUGAAGCCGCCCCUGGCCGUGAUCAAGCCCGAGUUAUUCUUACCCGAAACAAUGGCAUCGCCUCCGACGAUCGAGCCGUCAAUGCCGUGGGCUUCAUGAAGGUCGAGGCUGCGUCUGUCUGUGCUGAAGUUCUCAAGCAAUACGAGGAGUUCGACAACGAGAAUUGAUUCUGCAACCUCUUACAUUGGCCUACCUUUCUAUCUAGUUAUUUUAUUUUGCUGCUCUUUCUCAGCCUUUCCACUUUGUGCUUGCAUGUGAAAGGACCCUACUAAAUUAUGUUACUGUCAGACUUGGAGUUGGAAUAGAAACUAUUCUCUGUACUGCUUCUAUGAACUUCAGGCGUCUCUAUUUUAUUUUC